AUGUUUGCUGCUGCUACCAAGAGCUUUGUCAAACAGGUUGGGGAUGGAGGGAAAUUAGUUCCUGUUCCGAGCCUCAGUGAAGCUGACAAAUACCAGCCUCUAAGUUUGGUGGUAAAAAAGAAGCGAUGUUUUCUAUUUCCUAGAUAUAAAUUUACCUCAACACCUUUUACAUUGAAAGAUAUUCUUCUAGGAGACAGAGAGAUUUCAGCUGGUAUUUCAUCUUAUCAACUACUGAAUUAUGAAGAUGAAUCAGAUGUUUCUCUCUAUGGAAGGAGAGGCAAUCAUAUUGUGAAUGACGUUGGAAUUAAUGUUACUGGAUCAGAUUCCAUUGCAGUAAAAGCCUCAUUUGGUGUAGUAACCAAGCAUGAAGUAGAAGUAUCAACAUUACUCAAAGAAAUUACUACACGAAAAAUUAACUUUGAUCACAGCUUGAUCCGCCAGUCAAGGAGCAGCAGAAAGGCAGUGCUGUGUGUGGUCAUGGAAAGCAUUCGAACCACACGGCAGUGCUCACUGUCUGUGCAUGCUGGAAUUCGUGGGGAAGCAAUGCGGUUUCAUUUUAUGGAUGAGCAGAAUCCCAGGGGAAGGGACAAAGCUAUUGUAUUUCCAGCACAUACAACCAUAGCUUUCAGUGUUUUUGAACUCUUUAUUUACCUGGAUGGUGCCUUUGACCUUUGUGUCACUUCAGUGUCAAAAGGAGGAUUUGAAAGGGAAGAAACAGCCACGUUUGCACUGUUCUACAGAUUGAGAAAUAUACUAUUUGAAAGAAAUAGAAGAGUGAUGGAUGCCAUUUCUCGCUCACAGCUUUACUUGGAUGAUCUCUUUUCUGACUACUAUGACAAACCUCUCAGCAUGACUGAUAUUUCACUCAAAGAAGGCACUCAUAUCCGAGUUAACUUACUUAAUCACAAUAUUCCCAAGGGGCCUUGCAUCCUCUGUGGAAUGGGGAACUUGAAAAGGGAGACGGUGUAUGGGUGCUUUCAGUGUUCUGUCAAUGGACAGAAGUAUGUACGACUUCAUGCAGUUCCUUGUUUUGAUAUUUGGCACAAGAGAAUGAAAUAAAUGAAA
Molecule: messenger RNA, 1065 nt
Organism: Tupaia belangeri chinensis (Chinese tree shrew)
Lineage: Eukaryota; Metazoa; Chordata; Mammalia; Scandentia; Tupaiidae
Gene: PJVK
Product: pejvakin
Exons: 6
Coding region: 1-1059 (352 amino acids)
Biological process (GO): programmed cell death
Cellular component (GO): cytoplasm
Source: RefSeq, a predicted model, not a curated record